Oryzias latipes (Japanese medaka) is the source of this 2570-nucleotide messenger RNA. The record is from RefSeq and is a predicted model, not a curated record. Lineage: Eukaryota; Metazoa; Chordata; Actinopteri; Beloniformes; Adrianichthyidae.
CACUUUAUUGCCUUUAAAAUUUAGUCUCGAGAAUCUACUGGGGUCAAAUGAAGGUCAAAUCAUAGCAGACCAGUAAACACUUGCAUUAAUGCUUGGUGAUAAAGGUGGUUUGUUUGCUAUAUUUAGUCAUCUUCAAUCCAUUUGACAGCUGACCUCCUCCCACCCCUCCGGAAAAGACAAUGACCUGCACUCCUAAAUCCAAUGUUUACCCGGAGUUCUACAAACGCCAGGACUCCCAUGACUGCUCUGACAGCGGCUACUCAGGCUUUUUCCAGAGCCCCCAGAGCAUCAGCGGAGUCCACUGCUGUCCGCCGUCUCCAGCAGAGUUGAGUGAAACUCCCAAAGAGAACCUGAGGCUCCCCGACACUCCUAAAGAGAGGCCUGGAAAACCGGAGGAGUGCUCAGAGCGAGGCUCCGGGGAGACGCUGCGGCCCUCUGCUGGGAGCUGGUGUGAAACCCCCAGAUCUUACAAAAGAGACUUCUCUUUGCGACACAGACUUCUCAUGUGCAAACCCACCAAGGAGAAAAAUGAGAGCGCCAGAUCGCCGGCCUCCGGGAGGACUGGAGUCAGGUCUGAGAAGUUGCUCAGCUCGUCCUUUGACUCUUUAGAAAUCGCCAGCGGCGGUUCAUGGAGGACUUCAACACUGGAGCAGGACCUCCCUCUUUCAGGCAGAAAGCGCCGUCUGCUUUUCUCGCAGGCGAGGACAUCCACUCUCAAAGAUGGGAAACUCCCCGCCGGUCAACUCCCCACGUUUGACAGAGGUUCCUCCUUGAUCGAGGAAGGUUUAAGUGGGAGCCUUUCUGCUUCAGAUCAAAGUCAAACAGACACUCCGGGCUUUUGUGAAGCGCUGCUUGCUUUAGGUAGAGAACAUUUUCAGUCUCCAGCAAACAGAGAGCCGAGCAUCCUGUGUGACAGCUCAGGACUUUUGCCCACACCGUCAUUUUUACAAACACCCAAAUACUCCAGGUCUGCAUGUGAAGACAGUGGGUUUGGCUCCCUCACACUUGAUAAAUCCCAGGAGUCCUUGGUUGACCACGAUGGCUCCUUCCAGGAGCUGCUGCUCUCUGCUUCUAGAAGAAACCGGGAGACCCCGAACCCUACAGAUGCACGUCAGCGCUCUCGUUUACCCCGUCAGCAUAGGCUUUCUACUCUGAAAGAAGGUGGCUCUCAGUCAGAAGAAGAACUGCUGGACAGAAAGCACCGGCCCUGCUUUAGGUGCCUCAGCCACUGCCAUGAAGAUGAGGUUUUUGCUGAAGAUGCCACCCCUUCUAGUGUCUCCUCUGCAUUAUGUAAAUGUUUAAAUACUCAAAGCUCUGCUCAACGUGACCACGCCCUGAAAGCCAAUGCAGCUAAGUCAGAAAGUACGACCCCCUGUAAUUCCUCCACGACCUCUCUCAGCGCGACCCCGCAGAACCUGUCUUUGACUCCGGCCCUGCAGCUCGUUCACAGCAUGUGCCAGCAGAGGCUGCAGAUGUCUGCAGGUCAAAGCCCGAGCCUGAAGGAGGAGCUGAAGUUCACUGCAGCACUGGUCAGGACGCCGCUGACGUUCAGGACCACCAUGCCUCUGGCGGGGCUCAUUGGCAGGAAGAUGGGCCUGGGGAAGGUGGACAUCCUCACAGAACUGAAGAAGAGGAACCUGAGCCACAUCCUCGCUCUGAUAUUUGCCGAGCUGGACCCUGAAAGCGUUCACAGCAUGGGUCAAGUGUGCAAAAGCUGGAAUGAGAUCAUCCAGUGGGACAAGCAGGCGAGCAUCAAGAGAAGAAACUACAGGAGUGAACUGGAGACUUCUUUGGAGCUUGGCGCUGUCCAUAACUCUGAUGCUGAGACCAGAACUGCUCUGCUAAAGAGGUCCGCCUUAAAGACUCUCCAGGCCCAGUCCAGAACUUCAAGUUUCUGCACCCCACAGUUGGCUAACAUCACUUUAACUCCAUUGGAGCACAGCGGCCCUCAAUCAUCCGGCGGCAGCAAACAAGAGAAGUACAUGGAGAUUGCCAAGACCUUGUUUCAUGACGAGUGCCUCAGACCUUGUCCCAGAUGCCAGCAUCCUGCUCGGUGUCACGCUGUGAAAAGAGAAGGCGUGUGCAGCAGAGCGGACUGUUCCUUCCAGUUCUGCACAUCCUGCUUGUGCACGUUUCAUGGAUCCAGAGAAUGUGGCAGUCAGAGCGUGGGCCGUCGCAAAAAGGACACCAUUGUUCCAGGAAGCGCCCAAAGCAAGCGAAAUGUUAAGAGACUCUAGGGAGGGGUCCUUUUUUCUCUUUUUUCUUUUUUCUAACCCUCCUAAUGCAAGCCACUUUUUUUGUCUUUUAAUUGAUGAGUCAUGGGCAGUCGGGCUCUGUUUGUGCCGUUUAGCAUGUGCUUGUACCUGUAUGUAAAGUUUAAAUAUGUAUUUUUUUUUCCUCUUCGAUCCCAUGUGCUUUUAAUGAAUGAAUGUCAUCCUCUAAAUUGGUGGUUAAAUAUGCUGUUAUUGUGUUUCCAUACACACUGUAUAAAGUAUAUUUUUGACGUUCCUUAUUGGUUUUUAUCAUCGUCUUCAGAUAAUUCUUUUUUAAAUAAAUGUACAUUUUUUAUA